This is a messenger RNA of Clupea harengus (Atlantic herring), 1902 nucleotides long. It is a transcript of the gene shmt1, whose product is annotated as serine hydroxymethyltransferase 1 (soluble). Gene Ontology annotation, cellular component: cytoplasm; mitochondrion; nucleus. The record is from RefSeq and is a predicted model, not a curated record. Gene Ontology annotation, biological process: tetrahydrofolate interconversion. Lineage: Eukaryota; Metazoa; Chordata; Actinopteri; Clupeiformes; Clupeidae. Gene Ontology annotation, molecular function: glycine hydroxymethyltransferase activity; pyridoxal phosphate binding.
UUCACUUUCCCUCCGACAUGUGGUAAGGUAGCUGACGUCUUUGUGCGCCAUGAUUGGUCCAUAGUUUUCGCGGACUUGAUAUUACAAUUCGAGACCGAUAGAACAAGGUAUUAUAACGUCAGUCAGGCGCUGCGGGAACAGUAGGAAAGAUAAGCACAUCAGCAAUCAUGGAUUGUGUCAACGGUAACCAAAUUGACAGUGACAGCUGGGAGUCUCACAACAGGAUGAUGCUGGAGCCGCUAUGUACCAAUGAUCCCGAGGUGUUUGACAUCAUCAAGAAGGAAAAGAGAAGGCAGAUCUACGGGCUAGAACUCAUCGCCUCAGAGAAUUUCACCAGUCGGGCGGUGUUGGAAGCCCUGGGGUCAUGCAUGAACAACAAAUACUCAGAAGGCUACCCUGGCCAGAGGUAUUAUGGAGGCACAGAGCAUGUUGAUGAGCUGGAAUUGUUGUGUCAGAAGAGGUUUUUGGAGGUCUAUGGCCUAGACUCUGAUAAAUGGGGGGUCAACGUUCAGCCUUACUCAGGGUCGCCGGCCAACUUUGCUGUAUACACAGCCUUGGUAGAGCCUCACGGAAGAAUCAUGGGCCUUGACCUCCCAGACGGAGGUCACCUCACACAUGGUUUCAUGACCGACAAAAAGAAGAUUUCGGCAACCUCCAUAUUCUUUGAGUCUAUGCCGUACAAGGUCAAUCCGGAUACUGGUUACAUUGACUAUGACCGCCUGCAGGAAAAUGCCCGCCUUUUUCAUCCAAAAAUGAUCAUUGCAGGUACAAGCUGUUACUCGCGUAACCUGGAUUAUGCGCGCAUGAGAAAGAUUGCAGAUGAGAACGGAGCGUAUCUGAUGGGGGACAUGGCUCACAUUAGUGGGCUGGUUGCAGCCGGAGUGGUUCCCUCUCCCUUUGAAUACUGCGACAUUGUGUCCACAACCACUCACAAGACCCUGAGAGGCUGCAGAUCAGGAGUCAUCUUCUUUAGGAAGGGGGUACGCAGUGUGGACCCAAAGACUGGCAAGGAGACCAUGUUCAACCUGGAGAACCCGAUCAACCAGGCAGUGUUCCCAGGGCUGCAGGGAGGUCCCCACAACCACGCCAUUGCAGGAGUUGCUGUGGCACUGAAACAAGCCCUAACUCCAGAGUUCAAGGACUACCAGAAACAGGUGCUGGAGAACUGCAGGGCAUUGGGAUCGACGCUGAUGAAUAAGGGCUAUAAGAUUGUGACCGGUGGCUCCGACAAUCACCUUAUCUUGCUCGACCUUCGACCCCACGGCAGUGACGGAGGGAGGGCAGAGAAGGUCCUGGAGGCGUGUGCUAUUGCUUGCAACAAAAACACAUGCCCAGGAGACAAAAGUGCCCUGCGCCCCAGCGGCCUGCGACUUGGCUCCCCAGCCCUCACCUCCCGGGGGUUGGUAAAGGACGAUUUCUGCAAAGUUGGCGAGUUUAUCCACAGAGGUAUUGAGCUCACCAUUGAGAUCCAGGCGAGCAUGAACCCCAAGGCUACUCUGAAGGAGUUCAAGGACCUGCUUGCCAAAAGUGAGAAGUACCAAAUGAAAGCGAAAGAGAUAAGGGAAGAAGUUGAGGCUUUUGCUGGCAAGUUCCCCAUGCCUGGACUUCCAGAGUUGUGAAAACUCUGCUGUCAAUUUGUUUUGUUUUUCGACUGCAUAGCAUUUACCUUUUUUUUUAUUUUUGAAAUCGUUACAAGAUAAUAAUGACUUAAAGGCACUAUGCAUGUUGCACAGAUGUUAAACUUCCAGUCUUUUCUAUCAAGUUGGAUGACAUGCAUCUUGUAUUUUCAUUGUUAAGAAGUCUCUAUCCAUUUUUCCAGUGUUUGCAUACAUUGUAAACUGAGCCAGAUGGAUGGAAACAAACCUGCUGAAUAUGAUAAUAAAGCACUGCAAAUAUUUUGAA